Molecule: messenger RNA, 333 nt
Organism: Colletotrichum tamarilloi
Lineage: Eukaryota; Fungi; Ascomycota; Sordariomycetes; Glomerellales; Glomerellaceae
Exons: 2
Coding region: 1-333 (110 amino acids)
Source: RefSeq, a predicted model, not a curated record
AUGAGCUUUGGCCGGUUGAAGGAAAUACCGGAAGCUAACCGUCCCCAUGGUACCCGUACCGAGUACGCAGGGAUAUAUCAGCCCACUUUCUCCAAGAACCCCAUCCCUCUUCCCGCCGACCGGGUCUUCCUGAGGAGACAGACACUCAACGUUCAUGUCAGCUACGCCCAUGGCACCAUCCAAUCCCGAAUUUGGUUGCCUGACAACUGCAUCCUGGACUUCAACACGCAGCCUCGAGAUGAUCUCGACGCCCACAAUGCCAAAAUUCGCGUCUCCAACAACUACAUUAGCAGUACAUGCGAAACUAUGAGCCCUUGCCUGCUCGCCACUUAA